This is a messenger RNA of Truncatella angustata, 1759 nucleotides long. RefSeq lists its product as uncharacterized. Gene Ontology annotation, cellular component: mitochondrial inner membrane. Gene Ontology annotation, biological process: intracellular monoatomic cation homeostasis. Lineage: Eukaryota; Fungi; Ascomycota; Sordariomycetes; Amphisphaeriales; Sporocadaceae. The transcript has a single exon. The record is from RefSeq and is a predicted model, not a curated record. Gene Ontology annotation, molecular function: ribosome binding. Bases 477 to 1580 code for a protein of 367 amino acids.
UGGUGGGGGGUCCGAGAGACUAAACGUCAAACGACGUAUAUUUAUAUGAUUGUGGCUGAUGGCAACGAGCAUGCUCAAUCAGCGCCAGAAUGCGAGAUGAGUUUUGUUCCGCGACUGACCAUUAUAUUCAUAUACGUAAAGCAGACUGUCGAAUAAAUAAGAGAGAAUUACCCUUGUGUCUCGUCUUGAUACAUGAGUCUGUUGAAGACUGUUGUGUCAUGCGAGUUUUAGGUGACGCCAUGCCGCUAAAUUCUACCCCAGAUUCUAGCGCGACACCCCCUGGACACACCCGCAGACCCCCCGAAGAUUUCCAAUGGGCCUCUUUUCUUCUAGCGUGCUGACGUCGUUCAUGUCCAAAUCCAGUCCCAUGCGAUCGCCAAAAGAAAAGAAAAAAUAUUCGGACCGCACAAAACCCACGAUAGUUUCCUGCCAGCAUGCGGUUCUCUCAGUAACACUAUAUUCUUCUAAUCGCCAACAUGAACGUCCAACUAGGAAGGCAGUUCUUACGCGUUCAGCUGCCCCGAGCACAAUCUGUGACACCUGUCAGUUGUUCGCGUCGCAUUGCAAUACCGCAAUCGUCGCGACAGUCGAAUGGCAGACCACAUGCAGUCUCGCCUGUCUCUCGUCGCUAUGCCUCAGGUCAAGCAGCAGCUGCUGAAGCCAAACAAGAAGACGAGCCCAAGAUCAACACCGAAGCUGUUACGACACCAUUAGAUGCGACCACACAGGUUUCGACGCCUCUGAACCCAGACGUGGCCCUGUCUUCAACGCUCAACCCACCCGCGACAACAAGACCACCACUGAUUACUAUUCCAAAGAGGGAGCCCGACUCUUCCCUCUUCAGUUACCUCUUCAGCGUUGGCAAGACGUACCUCACUUUCUACAAGAACGGAGUCAAGGCAAUAAACACGAAUCGCAAGCUCCUGAAGGAGAUUUCGCAAACCCUAGAUGGACCCCCCAACUUGACAGGGUCGGACACAAAAGUCACACCUACAAGGGCUGCAGUUCUUCUCCGCGAACGAACAAGACAUGACAUAGCCCGCCUACCGAUAUUCGGCUUGGUCUUCCUCAUCUGUGGCGAGUUUACGCCGCUAUUGGUCCUUGUCUUCCCCAAGCUGACGCCCUUGACCUGCCGCAUACCCAAACAAGUCGAGAAGCUGCGAGCCAACGCUCAGGAGCGACGCGCAGCAUCUUUGGAAAACAUGCGCCACAUCACUGAGUCUGCCGCCCUGGAGAAAGCGUCCGCCGGCAACAUUGUGAGGUGUCUGGGCCUCGGUAGCAGUAUCUGGGACAAGGUCGGCAUUGAUCCUCCGUUCGCUGCGGCCAAGGCUCAGGCUGCGGUGAGCAGGAUUCUCAAGGAUGAUAUCAUGAUCCGGGACGGCGGCGGCGUUGGAGCCUUGGACCCCGAGGAGGUCGUGCUCGCCUGCGAGGAUAGAGGCUUCGACGUAAGGGACGGGGAUGUUGACAAGCUGCGCGCGAAGCUCCAGCAAUGGAUCCAAUCAUCAACAAAGGCAGAAGGUGCCGAUGGCGAGGCUCGUAUUCGAAAGAUGAUUGUUGGGCUUGAUCCCGACGAGAAGUAGAUCAGCGCGGCUUCUGGGUCACAGCCUCGCCACUCAUCACAUAUGCUAUAUUGGAGCAACAGGUUCAGUACCGGAGUUCCACGUACCUGGCGGACUGCAUCGCACUCUCCUGCUCGUCUGUAUUAGUUUUUGCAUAUAUGCCAUAUGAAAGCAAAUGGUCUUGCUGACGCCUUUGCUAU